UGCACAUCACGGAGCGCAUGGCGCGGCACUGGGAGGGCAGUCUGCGCGAGUACUACGCCGCGCAGCUGUACGCGCUGCCGCAGCGGGGCCCGCGCUGGCUGCGAGCCGUGCACGCGCGCCUCACCCGCCGCCCCACUGCCGCGGCCGCCGAUAGUGGCGGCGCUAGUGAGGACGCUGGCGACAGCGGUGCCGCUACCGGCAGUACUGUUGCCAGAGUCGCUGACAAAGAAGACACCGACAAGACUGAAGGGGCCGCCGCUAGUGGUACCACGCGUGUCGACAGCGACGUUUCUACUGUUGACGCACACACUUGGUGGCGACGCGUGUGGGCGGGCGGGCUGGUGGCGGCGCUGGUGGCGGCGGCGCAGGCGCGUGGCGCGCUGUGCUCCACGGCGCUGUACACGCUGGUGCGGCGCGAGCUGCGGCGCCGCGUGCCGCUGCCCGACCUGCACGAGCUGUGGGUGAGCGUGCAGCGCGCGGCGCUGGAGCAGGUGCGGGCGGCGGGGCGCGCGGGGGACGCGGGCGCGGUGCCGGCGGAGGCGGCGCGCGUGGCGGACCUGGUGCUGCUGCACACGGACGUGGCGGCGCAGCGCCUGCUGGACGACGAGAGCGUGACGCUGCACGAGGAGGCGGCGGCGCUGCACGCGCUGUGGCGGCUCGUGCAGCGCCACGCGCUCGAGGACGCGGCCGAGCCCCUGCGGCUGGCGCGGCGCUGGUCGCGCGUGCACCGCGACUACUGCGCCAGGUGCGUGCUACGUGCUGUGUGUGUGUGUGUGUGUGUGUGUCGCAGUGCUCUAGUGACAGUGUGUGUGUGCAGCGGGCGCAGCGCGUCGCUGGUGGUGCUGCAGCGGCGCUGGCACGAGCUGAAGCUGCAGGCGCGGCGGCGGCUGGCCGCGCACUGGCGCCGCCCGCUCCCCGCGCCCGCGCCGCUCCCGGCCACGCUGCCUCCACUGCCCGCGCCCAUACAUCUCGCCAUUCUCAAGCGGUACCCGCACGUGGCGACGGACGCGCAGGUGUCGUGGCGCGAGCUGGUGACCGAGCGCCGCGUCGUGCCACAGCCGCUGCACAAGCAGUUACUCUCGGACGACAGCGCCGAUGAAACGGAUAGAGAGCUCUCCCCGGACAGCCACGCAGUCACGCCAGCCAGCGACGCAGUAACGCCGGCCGGCGACGCAGACACGUCGGCCAUCAGCGCAGACACGUCGGCCAUCGUCGCAGACACGCCAGCUAUCGGCGCAGACACGCUAGCUAUCGUCGCAGACACGCCAGCUAUCGGUGCAGACACGCUAGCCAUCGUCGCAGACACGCCAGCUAUCGGCGCAGACACGCUAGCCAUCGGCGCAGACACGCCAGCUAUCGGCGCAGACACGCUAGCCAUCAGCGCAGACACGCCAGCUAUCAGCGCAGACACGCCAGCUAUCAGCGCAGACAUGUCAGCCAUCAGCGCAGUUGCCCCAGCCAUCAGCACAGACACGCCAGCUAUCAGCGCAGACCCGCCAGCUAUCAGCGUAGACACGCCGGCCGUCAGCGCAGACAUGCUGGUCACCAGCGUAGAUACGCCAGCCAUCAGCGCAGACGCACUCAAAAUAAUAACUUCAACUCGCGACGACAUACAAGCGUCACUCCUGGAGCCGCCCGACAUCAAGCCUGAUCUACUUGUACCGCUCAACAUCGCUGCCGCCAGCACACAGUCAGCGGGUGAGCCGGCGCUGCUCGUUACAUCACACAUCGGCGCCGCGCCCAAACACGAGGAGUUCGACACCGACGCGGAAGACAACCUGGUCAUCGACGAGUCUUCCAGCAAGCAGCUCAGUCCUGCCAAACCGUUCAGGCGUGACGAGACGUGUGACACUAUAGCAGUGCUGCGUAGCAUCGACCCCUCCGCCGUCACAGCAGAGAUAGUGUUCGACAGCGACGACGACGACAGUGAACCUUCUGUGCAAGACGCUAACGUCGAGAGUCCUCUGCCGCGCACUCGCCGGGCCGAGUCCUUCAUCAGCAGCCGCCUGUUCUUCGACGACGACGUGAUGCUCGAUGACGUCACGCCCGCUGAUGACGUCACUAGUGAACCGCUCGAACAGAAGGUGCCAGUGAACACGCCUGCUAUCGACCCGAAGCUGCUACUGGAGGCGCGCGUGUGCCUCGUGCGCCUCGAGCACGCGCCGCGACGCAAGUGCGAGGCGCCGCCCCCCGCGCCCCCCGCGCCUCUCGCGCCUCUCGUGCGCCUGGAGCCACGCGAGACGCCCCUCGCGCCGUGCAAGCGCGAGGCGGCGCCCCUGCCGGCGUUCGUGCGCAUCGCGCCGCGCAAGAGGCCGCGCAGCCGCGCCGCCGCCAGCGUGCAACGAGCAGGCGGGCGGGCCCCCGGCUGGCGCGGCGGACGCGGACGCGCGGGAGGCGGCGCUGCGGCGCGUGCUGCUGCGCGACAUCGAGCAGGUGCGGCGCCGCAACCAGCUGCUGCUCACCGCGCAGGUCAAGCCCAUACCCGCCACGACAGCGGCGCCCGCAGCCGACGAGCCAGCCGACCACAGCGCGGACGACGACCUCACAGGGUCGGCGCUGGUGCUGCCGAACGCGCUGGAGCUCUCCGACGCGCUCUCCCGGCUCGCGGCGGCGGCGUCGACGCAUCGGCUGAUAGACACGUCGUACUGCUGCGCGGCGAGACGACACCGCGCCGUCAACGACACGCGACGCCGCAUCGGCCUGCCGCCCAUCGACCUGCACAAGUACGUGUGUGUGUGUGUGUGUGUGUGUGUGUGUGUGUGACAUCGUACUGCUGCGCGGCGAGACGACACCGCGCCGUCAACGACACGCGACGCCGCAUCGGCCUGCCGCCCAUCGACCUGCACAAACACGCGGGCGCGGCGUGCUCGUGCUGCUGCGCACACACGCGCGACUCGGGCGGCGCGCUGCUGCGGCAGCUAGCGGCGUUACACGCACACGUGGCGCGCGUCACCAGGCAGACGCAGGUCAGAAACUUUGUUAUUAGCCGCCUACUGAUCACUGUACGCAUCCCGCACGAGGAGGCCUCGCUCUACGGAGCCCAUCAACAGUAA
Helicoverpa zea (corn earworm) is the source of this 3053-nucleotide messenger RNA. RefSeq lists its product as uncharacterized. The record is from RefSeq and is a predicted model, not a curated record. Bases 18 to 3053 code for a protein of 1011 amino acids. The transcript is spliced from 15 exons. NCBI's taxonomy places the organism in Eukaryota, Metazoa, Arthropoda, Insecta, Lepidoptera, Noctuidae.